GUUCCAGCUCCAGUUCUAGCAUGCCUACCUCUUGUGGCGGUUGUACUGUUGUUUUCUGACGUGCCAUCGACAUGCGGCACAUCACACCUUUUUGGAUAGCCGUCACCGCCGUUUUGGCGAUCGCUGGAGCAAAAGUCCAGUACAAGGUGAAAUGUUCCGAUUCGAAAAUGGUUGUUGAACUGCGGCGGAUGGACGACAUGAACGCUAUUUACUUAGAAGGGCUUAAGUAUUUUCCUGAUGCGGCAUGCAAGCCUAUUCUUGUCGACAGGCAAAUAAUUUUCAAUCUACCUCUGGAAGACUUUUACAAAUGCGGAGUGACAAGAAUCAUAAACAAAGCCACUAAUUUGAGGACAUUCUACCACAGAAUAAUUAUUGAAACAACAAACAAUGGCAAGGAAAUGGUUCAGGUGAAAUGCCUUAAGAGCGGAAAUCACACGAUAGUGAAGAGGAACGUGCUGCCAGCAGGAUUUCAAGAGCCAGUUGACCUCGACAUAACAUCCUCAUUUGUUGAAGAAGCACCACAGCCGAAGCUUCAAGUAGGAGUGAGGCAGGCCGGUAAACUGGUAUCAGGCGAACUGAACGUUAAUCCUGGUACUCCACUACAAAUGGAAAUUUAUUUGGAUAAAACAUCUGCACCAGUUUAUGGCCUACUUGUCAGUUACAUGCAAGUCAGUGACACGAAGAACCAAGAAGAAACUAUCAUUUUCAAUGGUUGUUCGGUGGAUCCCUAUUUGUUCGAAAACUUCAAUACCGUAGAUGGAGAUUUUUUGACAGCAAAAUUUAGGGCGUUUAAGUUUCCCGAUUCGACCUACGUGCAGUUCAAAGGGACUGUUAAUGUCUGUCUGGAUAAAUGUAGAGGAAUUGAAUGCAGCAAUGGACAAGUCGGAUUCGGUAGGAGAAGACGAGAAAUACCAUCAAUACCACCGGACCCGAACAAAGUUUUUGAAGUUUCUAUCACAUCGUAUAUAAAAGUUGAUUACAAAGGUGAUAACAUUCUUGACAAAGUUAAACUAGAUCUUGGGUCGGAAUCGCCGCAGUCGCUGGAAAAUAACGGCACUACAGUGAGGCAACUACACGAUCAGAAGCACCAGUUAAAACUAGAAGGGGAAGAGGUUCGUGAAGACCUCAUUUAUACCCUUAUUGAAGAAAGAAAUGCCUCCCCCUUGCAAACUGCAUCCUACAUGAUGAUGUUUUUGCUGUUGUGUGCACUUUUUCAAAUGAACUAAGUGUUACAAACAGCCGGCAUUUGUCGCAGUGCAAAAUAUUGUGUGUCUCAAAAGGAAAUUCAGAACAAUUAAAUGAAAUUAAUGACUAUCAAGCUGGGUCCUUUUUGUAAAUAAUUAACUGUAUUCGCUUUUUAUCAAUAUUUAUUUCAAAGCUGUGAUUUUAUGACAUACACUGGACUGAAUUAUUUUAACAAUACUCAAAUUAAUGCGUAGUGAAUUUUAACAUACAAUUUUACACUUGGUGGACACAAUAAUUGCGGGCAAACUAAUUAACAUUAAAGUUCUAAUUUUGAGAAUAAUUUAAUACACCAUUCUGCUGUAAUAUACACCCAAAAGUGGUUUCAUUUAUUGUAUUUUGUUUUCGUGACGCAUAAAAAAAUCAGGCAAACCGAAAUGUAACUCCUAAUUUUAAUACAUAAAUUAAUGUUGACUAUGUUAGUUGGAAAUAAAAAUUGGGUUUUGCAUACGGUGUGCAAAAAAAAUUGGUGAAGGAAAAUUGUCCUUUCCAUAAGUCAAAUUUGACUGAUUUAUCUGAUAAUUUUUCUGUAUAUAGAUAAAACGUGUGAAAAAAAGUUAGCCAUUUAUUUCCUGUUAUUUUAUCAUUAUGAAUUUCAAAAUUUAAACACAAACUUUGGGUAUGUAAAUAAGCUUCUAAGCUACUCAUAAAAUAUAUAUCUAUUUGAAAAAUAAUAAUGAUUAAAACACAGUAAAAUGUAAAUUGCCUGACAAUGGUCGGAAAUGUAUUUUUUAAUUAAAAUCGCUAGUCGAGAAUUUAGGUGGACAAAAUAUGCUUCUGUAACAUACAAUAAAACUCUAACACAAUGUUUUUAUA
This is a messenger RNA of Cimex lectularius (bed bug), 2058 nucleotides long. RefSeq lists its product as uncharacterized. The transcript is spliced from 8 exons. The record is from RefSeq and is a predicted model, not a curated record. NCBI's taxonomy places the organism in Eukaryota, Metazoa, Arthropoda, Insecta, Hemiptera, Cimicidae. The coding region runs from base 72 to 1226 and encodes 384 amino acids.